Messenger RNA from Sceloporus undulatus (fence lizard), 789 nucleotides. It is a transcript of the gene MZT2B, whose product is annotated as mitotic spindle organizing protein 2B. Gene Ontology annotation, cellular component: centrosome; spindle. Bases 47 to 634 code for a protein of 195 amino acids. The record is from RefSeq and is a predicted model, not a curated record. Lineage: Eukaryota; Metazoa; Chordata; Lepidosauria; Squamata; Phrynosomatidae. The transcript has 4 exons.
GGUGCCUUGCGGGAGGAAGGGGCGGGACAAGGAGAGGGAGGCCACUAUGUCGGGCCCGGGGCUCGAGGCAGCCAAGGGAGCGGGGUCCCGGGCCCCCAGACGGCGGCUGGUCCUCAAUGCCGAGGAGUCUGAACUGUUUGAGUUGGCGCAGGCCGCAGGGACAGGCCUCGACCCGGAAGUAUUCAAGAUCCUACUGGACCUUCUACGCAUGAAUGUGGCACCCUUGGCCAUCUUCCAGAUGCUUCGUGCCAUGUGUGUUGGACAGAGACUAAACAUUGAGGCCACCUCUGAGUCGGCACGAGAGCCCCCAAUUGUCUCUGCCAAGACCAGUAAAAUCCCUGCACCACUCUCAUUUUCCUCUGCCCUUCGACCUCCACGAAUAAGAGUCUCUAAGGCUGUGGUCUACAGUCCUGCUGCAGCUUGCUCGCCUCUCUCUCAAGGUCCCCCUGGCUCUUUCCAGUUUUCUUGCUGCCUGUUCUCUCCUUUUGCAGGUAGAACCAGAACAAUUUCUGCAACAACUGGAAGCCAAGGUCUGUCAGACCAUAGUAACCGAGAAGGAUCUAGUCAACGAGUUCCUCGGCAACCAAGUACCAGCAGGCAACAGAAGGCUGGAAGCUCUGGGAAAAGUGCAUAGCUGGUUCCAGCACUGCAGUAAAACUGCAAUGUAGUCAAGAAUUAAUAGUAAUUUUGUAAAAUGCCACCAAUAGGUUAUAUCAAGAAAAGAAGUACCAGGAAUUAAAUGGAGGUUGGUUAUUAUAUGACAUGCUGAUUAAUAAAAAUUCAAACCAA